AUGGCAGUCCUGGAAGCAAAGAAUGAAGCAGACUUGGACUUCAUUCGCAGAUUGCCGUUGACCAUUCGUUUGCCGGACCACGACAACUUGCUGCUGGUUCAUGCGGGGCUGGUCCCUGGUCGACCGCUGUGCGAGCAAUCUGCGUUGGAUAUGGUUUUGCUGCGCAACUUGGUGAAGACAGACGUGGGCAAUUACGAAGCUAGACACGAUGCCGGUGCCGGUGAGCCGCUUCCCUGCUGCACGUAG
Symbiodinium pilosum is the source of this 246-nucleotide messenger RNA. Lineage: Eukaryota; Dinophyceae; Suessiales; Symbiodiniaceae. The record is from the annotation of a GenBank genome assembly.